Molecule: messenger RNA, 6907 nt
Organism: Sipha flava (yellow sugarcane aphid)
Lineage: Eukaryota; Metazoa; Arthropoda; Insecta; Hemiptera; Aphididae
Product: ALK tyrosine kinase receptor-like
Exons: 26
Coding region: 504-5180 (1558 amino acids)
Biological process (GO): cell surface receptor protein tyrosine kinase signaling pathway; regulation of neuron differentiation; positive regulation of kinase activity
Cellular component (GO): membrane; signaling receptor complex
Molecular function (GO): transmembrane receptor protein tyrosine kinase activity; ATP binding; protein binding
Source: RefSeq, a predicted model, not a curated record
CGGUACACUGCACUCGGCGGCCGUUUUAGCGUUUUUCCCGACAAGACGACUUCGUUCACAUCGCGAAUAAACGUUACCAUUUGCGCGUCCGUUUCGAUCGCGAAUCGCAUAUUAUUAUUAUUGUCGUUGUUGUUAGAGUUCUUCGAUCAACUAGACCACACACACACACACACACACAUACACGCAUAUAAACAAACACAUAAACAAUCAUACACACACACACACACACACACACACACACACACACGUAAAGCUCAACGUGUGUUGCACUUGCCGGUUGAGACGGAGAACGAUAAAGAGACGGUAAAAAAAAAAAGAUAAAGGCAGAUAAAGAGAGAGAGAGAGAGAGAAAGAAAUUAAACUGCACGCAGUUUUACGAAAUCUACUAAUUUCUCCGCCGUUGGUCGUCGUCUAAUAAACUGAACUUGACACAUUCGAGAAAUGAAACUGACCCGCUACGCCACUGUAGUCGUCCGACCAGGACGUUUAACCGACAACUGCUCAUGUACGCCAGCAGGACACGUCGUUUUACAGAUGGUCGACCGUCCACCAUUCGAUGCGUGAUAAGACGUGCGGCGGACACGACAACGAUGACGAGCACGUACAAAACGCGACCGUCCACCCGAACCGCAGCGGCCGCGCCGCCGGUGCUGCUGCCGCUGAUGCUGCUGUACGCCGUGGCCAGCACGCCCGCUGCGGCCGCGUCGCCGACAAGUGGCGACAUGAGCCUGCUGACCAUGCAGCGCAUCAAGUCGUACGUGGACGACACGUGCACGUUGGACCCGCACUGCCAGUGGACGUGGGACCGUUUCCCCAACGGGCUGCGCAAUGUGUCCGUGGACGAGGCGGCCAAUAUGGUGCCGCGCGACUACAUGUUCCCGCCGGGUAACGACGCGGAGACACCGGGACAGCGAGGAAAUUUCUUGUUCGUCUACGGCCAUGAAAAUACACCCCAUAUCUAUAUACUGAGUCCUUACUACACCGUGGGUGUAUUCGAUAAUAUCGGGUGUUCAUUAUCAUUUCAAAUGCACACCAACGUCACGGUGCCCAGUCAAGUAUCGAUAAUGCUUAAGACCGAAAAUUAUACUUCAUUAAUUCAGGACAACGUGGAGAACAAUAACCCAAUCAUUUGGGAGAAAAAGAAAGUACUAUUGGGUCGGCAAACAAGACAAGUAAUUAUUGAAAUAAACGUCAAGCCUGGGUCACAUGUCGCCAUCGAUGAUAUUAAACUAGAAGAUUGUUUACCUGAAUAUUUUACUGGCAUAACCGACAGUGGUUGUCCAACCGACUCGCAUUUCUUGUGUUCUGACAACAUGACAUGCAUACCGUAUCACCGCGUUUGUGAUAUCAGUCCGGAUUGUCCCGAUGAAACGGACGAAACCGACAACUGUUUGCUUGUUCCCCCCGAAGCCCGAUGUACAUUCGAAUCGGGGUUCUGUGGCUGGCAAAAUACGUCCGAAGAAAUGUCUCUGACAUGGAAACUGAACAAAGGUGAUCGACAAAAGUUCACCGGACCAAAAUGGGAUAAUACUUAUCAAAACCGAUCUGGGACAUACGCUUACGUAGAUAUGUCCGGACCAUCUUAUCUUGGGUCGGCAGCACGCAUGGAGAGCAUACAUUUUCAUCCACCGCCUCCGUACUGUUCUGACCAACAGUCGAAAUAUUUCAACACAUGUUAUGUAAAUAUCUUUUUUUUUUAUCACAAAUAUGGUUCUCAUAGCGGUUCUUUAGGACUCUAUUUAAUCGAAACUCAUGGUGAAGUUGAUCGAAUGCGAAGAUUAUGGUGGAGUUUUGGAAGCUAUGGUAAUACAUGGCUUCGAUCUGUCGUUUAUUUAGAAAACAUCACAACAAGUUAUUAUUUGCAAUUCGAAGCUCGAAAAUUCAUGUCUCAAAAAGGAGAUGUCGCAAUAGACGAUAUAGCUAUGAGUCCGAAAUGUUUCGGUUUAGAUGUACCGAAAGAAGUACUCAAAGGAUAUAAAUAUGAAAUUGCUGGUACAUCAAAUGAUUCUGCAACGCCUUUGAAGAUUCCGAUUAAUCCGGAUUUCCGAAAUAAAACUGUUUACAAAUUUACAUCAUGCGGAUCAAGAGGUAGAUUGGGUCCUAGUAAUAGAUCUUGCGAAGCGGCGUACACUAACAGUACUGUAUCCGUCAUUGUUGUCAACGAUACGUACAUGGACGGCGUACAAAUUUGGCGUGUACCUGAAACAGGAGUAUACACUAUAAUAGCAAGAGGAGCUCGAGGCGGCAAGGGUGCUGACGGAAUGGGCAUUUCUAAAGGGGCUACAGCGAUCGCCGUGAUCGAACUGUCCAAACACCAGCAGCUGUACAUCUUGGUCGGCCAAGAAGGCGGCGACGCAUGCCGAAAAACUUUCGAAAAGCACGACGGCGCAUGCCAACGAGAACAAUACUUCAGAACGGGAAGUGCUCUGAGGGAAUUGCACGACUUGCGCUUGCUCAACGGCGGCGGCGGUGGUGGCGGUGGAUCAUUUGUUUUUACAGGAUCGCGAGAAACGGAGUUCAUACCCUUGGUGAUUGGCGCUGGCGGAGGUGGUUUAGCACACGGACCGUUCAAAGACGACAGAAGUCAACACGGCAACGGUACGAACCCCAGAUUACCUGCUAUCACUGCACCAUCUUUCGGCGAAAACCCUGCAGGCGCAGGCGGUGGCUGGGCCCCGGGCAACUACACGGAGGACAAGAAGACCACAGGGUCGGCGUUGCUGGGAGUCGGCGGUGUCGGCAGCGAGGGCGGUGGCGUUGGCGGUCUGGCGUGCUACAAAAGCCGCGGCAACACCAAAGGCUUCGGCGGAUUUGGCGGCGGUGGUGGUGGAUGCGUGGCCGGAGGGGGAGGCGGCGGUUUCACUGGCGGUCGCGCUUGGAGCAACAGUCAGACGAACGGCGAGGGCGGUUGGUCGUACUUGCCGGACCGCCGUCACGUGUUCUACAGGGCUGUGUACCCCGGUAGCCACUACGGCUCCGGCACUGUGUUCGUCAUACCGGCCAUCGUCGGCUGCGGCUGCGCGUACUUGUGCGCGGCCACCAACCAUCUGCGCAACGCCGUCGUCUGCAUCUGCCCGUCCGACUUCAAGCUCGGGCCCGAUGGCAAAUCUUGCAUAUAUCAAUCUACAGAAACAACAAAGAUUAUAUUUUUGAUCACUGGAAGUGUAUUCACAGUUGUACUCAUAUGUUUGAUCCUCGGAAUUUGGAUGUACAGGAGUUAUCGAAAACGUAAAGAGCGCAAGGAAAACGUCAAUAUACUUCAUAACGGAAUUUUAAAUUAUAAUGUAGCAUUAAGAAAUAGAAAUGGUAAUGCGGAUAUCAAUCCUAGUUAUGAUUUCAAUGGGAGAACAUUGACGACAAAUGAUUUACCAAGAAUAUCGAGAGAUGAAUUAAGAAUACAAAAAUCCAUUGGUGAAGGAGCUUUCGGAGUGGUAUACCGUGGUUAUUACAGAAAAACGGGAACGACGACUGAUAUGCGAGUCGCAAUUAAGACGCUGCAACCGAAAAAAGACAUGACUAACGUAGAGGUGAAAUUCGACGACGAUAACACACCAAAUCCUGAAGUAGAAAGAGAGAAAAGACAACGAAUCAAGAGGGCCGAGCUCUCAUGUAUACGUGACUUCCUGACCGAAGCAAUUAUAAUGAGUCAGUUCGAUCAUCCAAAUAUCGUGAAAUUCAUUGGUAUCACUUUCGAAAAGAACUAUAGGUUCAUCGUCACUGAACUUUUGAGCGGUGGGGACUUGAAAGAGUUUUUGAGAAAAAACCGUCCUUCAGCGCAACAAAAUCACAGAAUCAUUCCUAUACGGUUAAAAGAUUUAUUGAAAAUGGCAUUAGACAUCGCAAAAGGUUGCGUGUACUUGGAGCAUCUUCAUUUUAUUCACCGAGACAUUGCUGCCCGAAAUUGUUUAUUGUCCACAACAGGGCGUGGUAGAGUAACGAAAAUUGCUGAUUUCGGCAUGUCUAGAGAUGUGUACAGAAACGAAUACUACAGAAAAGAUGGCCAAGCAAUGUUACCUAUUAAAUGGAUGCCUACCGAGUCAUUGGUUGACGGCGUAUUCAAUUCCAAAACGGAUGUUUGGUCGUAUGGCAUUACAUUUUGGGAAAUCAUGACAUUUGGAUCGAUGCCGUACACUGGCAUGACGAACAAAGAGACUAUGAACUAUGUUAUGAGAGGUGGACGUUUGUCUAGACCUGGCAUUUGCCCGGAACCGGUAUACAAGUUAAUGAGCAGUUGUUGGAAAACAAGUCCACAGAACAGGCCAACCUUUGAGUAUAUACGAAAUAAGCUUCGCCUUUUCAUUCAAGAUCCGGUUAUACUGGAGUUCAAGCAACCGACCAUCGGCCGGGCCGCGUUGCCGCUGCCGUACCGAGCGACGCACCCGUUGCAGACGGACGAGGCCGACGGGUCGGAAGUGGACGGUGGCGGUGGCGGAACGAUGGAGGACGGGCAUCAGCAGCGAGAGGACGAGCAGCAGGAAGAACCGCAGUACGUGACGCCACUGCCAGCGGACGACCUGUUCGAGGGCGUGGACGCAGAGCUGAUGAAAGACGCAGAACGUUACGGUCAGCGUUUGGGCGGCUGCGAAGCAGUGAAGUUGGACGACGGCCGUCACGACUAUUGCGACGAGGACGGUGGCGGUGGUGGCGACGACGACGAUGGGGACGGGGACGACGACGUUUGUGACGGUGACAGGGACGACGAGGGCAACGAUGACGAGUACGACGAUGACGCGAACGUGGUUAACGCUUUGAAUCGUCACGACAGGGACGACGACGACGACGAAGAUCAGAACGCGGACGACGAAGACAAUGACGAGGAGGAGGAAGAAGGAGAGGAGGAGGAGGACGAUAACAACGAUGAAGAGAUCGUGUUGGAAGCGGACACCAAUCAGUUCGACGACGACGACGACGACGACGAAGGGGACAACGCGUACGACGACAACAAUAUGAUGCUUAGGAGCAACGGGGCCGCGUCCUCGUACCACUGGAAUAGGUUCAAAGAGACGAGUUUCAUAAGCAUGAAAGAACCGAACACCAAACACUCCCGUGAAGACGGCCCGGGAAAUUCGUCGAGGAGAAGAAAAUCAUUCUCCGAACUCGAAGACAACCGAUCUAACCAUUAUUCACUAAAGGGACGCGUCCGUUACAACGUUGCCAGUGAUGGGAAAAUAAGAUGCUGACAUCCGGACUCAAGGACUUCGGUUAUCGAGUCCUUGGAAAUGUUAUGAAACGUUCUUUUUUAUAUAGUUCAAUUAAGUUCUACAUAUGACUGUUGUAAAUAACUUUUAUCAUUAUUAUAAUUAUUAUUUUUUCAAUCUAAAUUAUUUACGAAAAAUGUUUUCUUACACUGUUAUAUAUUAUAUCAUACACGUUUGUUAUCCAGAGUGUAAUAUUAUGACCGUCGAUAACUUGUAAUAGGCUACAAAACGGAUAUUGUAAUUUAUUUUAAUUCUGUUCGAAACAAGCAUAAUACAUAAUACUUAUAAUUUAUUUAGGCUAGUGAUAGAUAUAAGAAUAUUCUUAAUGUUUCAAGGAUAAGUCGGUUAAAAUUUAAAAAACCAAAUAUAUCAUUAGAGUAUCUAAAACAUUUUUAUAUUGUCUGAUUAAGUUACGUUGAAGAUCUCUAUCGUAUUUGAAUAACAGACGGGCAGUUAUUUGAAUGUGAUUGAACAAUUUUUAGAUAAAAAAAUAAUUUAAAAAAAAAAAAAAUUAAAAAAAAAGAUUAAAUUUUAUACACCACGUUGUGAUUAAAUUAUAUUUUUUACAUAAUUGGUAGAAAUAUAUUAAUGGUUUGUAUUGAGAAAUAACGUGUCAAUCAGCCUGAUAUUUGUAAUCAAUUUUUUCAAAUAAUAUUAAUUUUUUCUAUGAUCAUAUUAUUAUAAUAGGCCGAUGUUAGUGAAAUAUCGCAACGCCAAAACACAUUAUUUUGAUUUGAUCAUGGAGCGUAUAAAUAUUUUCACUACCAAAUGGGAAUAAAAAAAAAAAAAAAACACUAACUAUCAUUUAUUUUGACAUUACUUUCUUACCUUAUUAUUCUUUGUCGAAUUGGAGUCCAUACGUAUGGAUUUUAAUAAAAGUGUAAUAUUAUCUAAUAUAAAUUCAGUAUAUUCUAUCAUUGCUAACCAAAUGUAACCUCAAAAGUUUUCUUGUAGAAACCAAAAAAUUUCAAUAUUUCAAUAUUUUCUAUCAAAGAAGCUUAAAUAUCAUAAUGUAAUAGCCUAACAUAAUCUUUAUACCAUCAGGUCACAAGUUACACUAAAUUAAUAUAAUCUCAAUUAACUCUCAUUUCUUAACUAUUUUUAUUACUAUCCAAAGUAUACCUACACCUGUGUUUGAGGCUGUGUGGAGAAUUAAAAUAAUGAUAAUGGUCAUGAGAUAUUAACAUUAAUACUCAUGGUAUUCUAUGUUACUUCGACAUUUGUAAAGUUGUAACUUACGAGUAACUUAAACUUCUAUGAGCAAAAAAAAAAAAAACCAAAUAUUUUGAAAACCUUAAAACUAACUUUUUGAUAAUCAGUAGAAGUUAUAGUUUUCACAUGCAUAUUAUAAUAUAACAAUAUAAAUAGAUUAUAUGUAAUUAAAUAAUAUAACUUGUAAAUACAUUUUUCAUAGAAUAGUUCAUUAUGUAGACAACCAUGAAUAUUAUAUAGUAUAGAAAUAAAAUGAGCGUAGAGUUUAUACAAUUUUUUUUAUUGAAAUGUGAUAAAUCAGUUUUAUAUUUAUUUUGCAUUGUUCUAUAGGUAAUGCUCAAAUUUCGCAAUAUUGUUUUUGAUAAUUUAUAUUUGAUAUUUGAUUUGGGUAUCGAAUGAAACAUUCAAAUUUGUUAGCCCAAAACAAAUGUGUAGUAACUAACGGUUUUAUAAAAUCAAUAGGAAAUAAUUCUCAAAUAAACUACUUACUACUUUUA